AUGGCAACCGAUGCAGAGCCUAGACAGGAGAUAAGCGACGCUCGGACAACCUGCUGCUCCCAGGGUGAGUGUACCGACGGCUGCGUCCCGACGGCUGUGUCCCGCCGGCUGUGUCCCGACGACUGUGUCCCGACGGCUGUGUCCCGACUGCUGUGUACCGACGGCUGUGUCCCGACGGCUGUGUCCCGCCGGCUGUGUCCCGACGACUGUGUCCCGACGGCUGUGUCCCGCCGGCUGUGUCCCGACGACUGUGUCCCGACGGCUGUGUCCCGACUGCUGUGUACCGACGGCUGUGUCCCGACGGCUGUGUCCCGACUGCUGUGUCCCGCCGGCUGUGUCCCGCCGGCUGUGUCCCGACGGCUGUGUCCCGACUGCUGUGUACCGACGGCUGUGUCCCGACGGCUGUGUCCCGACGGCUGUGUCCCGCCGGCUGUGUCCCGCCGGCUGUGUCCCGACGGCUGUGUCCCGACGGCUGUGUCCCGACGGCUGUGUCCCGACGGCUGUGUCCCGACGGCUGUGUCCCGACGGCUGUGUCCCGACGGCUGUGUCCCGACGGCUGUGUCCCGCCGGCUGUGUACCGACGGCUGUGUACCGACUGCUGUGUCCCGACGGCUGUGUCCCGACGGCUGUGUCCCGACUGCUGUGUCCCGACGGCUGUGUCCCGCCGGCUGUGUCCCGACGGCUGUGUGCCGACGGCUGUGUCCCGCCGGCUGUGUACCGACGGCUGUGUACCGCCGGCUGUGUCCCGACUGCUGUGUCCCGCCGGCUGUGUCCCGACGGCUGUGUCCCGACGGCUGUGUGCCGACGGCUGUGUACCGCCGGCUGUGUCCCGACUGCUGUGUCCCGCCGGCUGUGUCCCGACGGCUGUGUCCCGACGGCUGUGUCCCGACGGCUGUGUACCGAUGGCUGUGGACCGACUGCUGUGCCUGUGUGUGA
Salvelinus fontinalis (brook trout) is the source of this 936-nucleotide messenger RNA. RefSeq names its product keratin-associated protein 9-1-like. Lineage: Eukaryota; Metazoa; Chordata; Actinopteri; Salmoniformes; Salmonidae. Gene Ontology annotation, biological process: cell differentiation. The transcript is spliced from 3 exons. The record is from RefSeq and is a predicted model, not a curated record. The coding region runs from base 1 to 936 and encodes 311 amino acids.